ACAACUGCAGCCACCUCGGUAGCCAACAAAGUCGGAACAUUCAAGUUCUUUAGACAAUUUCGUGGUUUAUUUGCCACUGUGAUUUUAACAUACUUAUGUGUAAACAACUAGCUACCCCAUUUAAUUUAAUAUUUACGUUGUAAGUCAGCUAGCUGGCUGGUUAAGUUAGCACUAGUCUAGUCGCUAAUACUAACAAGCGGUUAUUCCCGACAAUGAGUUCACUAAACUACUCUCCUCCUGAUAAAGAAGAGGUCUGCUGGACGGGGAAAGAAGCUCUUGUGAAAGAGGAGAAGGAAGAGAAGGAUGUUACAAUACAAAAACAAGUAGAGGGUGAGGCUGUUACCGUGAAAGAAGAAGAGGAAGACGCGUUUUUUGGAAUGAAGGAUGAAGAGGGGGAGAUUACUGUCACACUAGAGGAGGACGAAGAAGAGAAGACUGGAGAACUGAUUAACACCAGACAAUACAGAGAGAGACAGGACAAUUGUGGAUCCUCUGGGGACACUCAACAACAUCAUGAUGCUGACGAGGCAGAGAAAAGUCUCUCCAGAUCAGAACUCCUCAAGAAACACCAGCGAGUACACACAGGAGAGAAAUCCUUCUGCUGCUCUGACUGUGGGAAAAUAUUGAACUCUUCAGUAGACCUUAAGAUACAUCAAAUAAUUCACACUGGAGAGAAACUUUCUAGGUGUGAUCAAUGUGGGAAGAGUUUCGGUACAUCUGGCUGUCUGACAAAACACCAGAGAACACACACAGGAGAGAAAUUGUAUAGCUGUACUCAGUGUGGGAAGAGUUUUACUCAUUCAACCAGCCUGAUAUCACACCAGAGAACACACACAGGAGAGAAAUCGUAUAGCUGUGAUCAAUGUGGAAAACGUUUCGGUACAUCUGGCUGUCUGACAAAACAUCAGAGAACACACACAGGAGAGAAACCUUAUAGCUGUGGUCAAUGUGGGAAAAGUUUUGGUACAUCUGGCUGUCUGGCAACACACCAGAGAACACACACAGGAGAGAAAUCUUAUAGCUGUACUCAAUGUGGGAAUAGUUUUACUCAUUCAACCAGCCUGAUAUCACACCAGAGAACACACACAGGAGAGAAACCUUAUAGCUGUGGUCAAUGUGGGAAGAGUUUCACUCAGUCAACCAGUCUGACAUCACACCAGAGAACACACACAGGAGAGAAACCCUAUAGCUGUGAUGAAUGUGGGAAGAGUUUUACUCAGCUAAGCAGCCUGAUAUCACACCAGAGAACACACACAGGAGAGAAACCUUAUAGCUGUAAUCAAUGUGGGAAGUGUUUUGCUUCAUCUGGCAUUCUGACUGUACACCAGAGAAUACACACAGGCGAGAAACCUUAUUGCUGUGAUCAAUGUGGGAGGAGUUUUACUCAGCUAAGCAGCCUGGUAUCUCACCAGAGAACACACACAGGAGAGAAACCUCACAGCUGUAAUCAAUGUGGGAAGAGAUACUCUGAUAAAAGAUCUCUGACUAAACAUCAGAAAAUACAUGUAGUUGUUUCAUGAUAUCAAUGAAAUAAUGUAGAAUGUUUUUAAUAUUGUGGAAGUAUUUUAGUCACGUCACAAUAAAGAACGUUUUAACAUUGUAGGAGCAGUAUUUUAAGGAAUGUCAGAAUGUAGAAACCUAAACGUUUGCUCUGAAUUGAAGGAGUACUAUUUAUGAGAUUUAACAAAAAUAGAGUUGUGUUACACUUACAACUUUGGUGACCCACUUGAAUGAAAAUGCAACACUUCAAAAUGUUUAGGUUUACAAUAUAUCCCAAACUGUUUCUACAUAUUGGGUAUUGUGUUUUGACAUUGCACUAUUCCCAUGAGCAAAAUGUAAUUGAAAAUACGUUGAAAAUAACACUAUGCCCAAUGUCCAAUAUAUGUUCGGUUGAAAGUGAAAGUUGAGAAGAUGUAUUUUCUGGUUGUUUUUUCAAUGACUUGAAAACAACUUAAUUUCAAGGUACUUGCAGCCUAUACACAUGGACGCAGUAUAAUAAAUUGGUCUAUAAUCAAUUUUAUUAACAAUCUUACAUCACUCCAGCAUUUCUUUACAACAUCCAAGUACUAAUUGUCUUUAUUCCACUACUGAAGUGGCAUGAAUCAAAUCACCUACUCAUAUGUCAAACAUUCAGCCUGACAAAAGAUACAUUUUCUUAUCAUUCCAUGCCUCACCCGUAAGUUAAUUAUUGCCAAUACAUAUUAACAAAGGGGUCUACAUUUGCUUUUGAUAUUUCAUAUUUACAAUUCAUGUAACAUUUAGUCAUUAUUUAUGCAACCAACUGACAAUUUAUGGGUACAAUUAUAUUGAAAUUGUUAUCCUGCUUUUAGAAUAUCAGGGUUCAUUCUCAGAUGUGCCAACCCAAAUGUUCUGUAGCAUGACAUUGGGGACUGGGCCCCAAUCCAACAACAUGCCUGUCGAGAUAUUGCAGGAGUUUGCUCUUGAAAUCAGACAUGACUAAUACAAUUUGAUUUGUGUUUUGUUUGUGCUCCUUCCAAGGGGACGAGAGUGAGUUUCAGGAAGACAAGAGUUCUAGAAGCUAGUGAGUUUUAGGAUUCUAUAGAAAGAAAAAGAACAAAAAUUAUAUGAUUGUAUAUUAUCGUUUAGAAGUAUGUGUUUUUUCUUGUUUUUAAUUGUUGACAGCAAGUUGUUUUCUGUUGGUGAUGAGCAAACUUGGCCAAUA
Molecule: messenger RNA, 2683 nt
Organism: Oncorhynchus masou masou (cherry salmon)
Lineage: Eukaryota; Metazoa; Chordata; Actinopteri; Salmoniformes; Salmonidae
Product: zinc finger protein 664-like
Exons: 2
Coding region: 213-1520 (435 amino acids)
Biological process (GO): regulation of transcription by RNA polymerase II
Molecular function (GO): RNA polymerase II cis-regulatory region sequence-specific DNA binding; DNA-binding transcription factor activity
Source: RefSeq, a predicted model, not a curated record